Gilbertella persicaria is the source of this 3363-nucleotide messenger RNA. Its product is annotated as P-loop containing nucleoside triphosphate hydrolase protein. Gene Ontology annotation, biological process: double-strand break repair via homologous recombination; chromosome organization. Gene Ontology annotation, cellular component: Smc5-Smc6 complex; site of double-strand break; nucleus. The record is from RefSeq and is a predicted model, not a curated record. The transcript is spliced from 6 exons. Gene Ontology annotation, molecular function: single-stranded DNA binding; damaged DNA binding; ATP binding. Bases 44 to 3196 code for a protein of 1050 amino acids. Lineage: Eukaryota; Fungi; Mucoromycota; Mucoromycetes; Mucorales; Choanephoraceae.
CAACAACGAAGAAGACAACGACGACAACGACGACAAUGAACCCAUGACGCAUGACAAAGGAUCUAAUGGAACACUUAAUCAACCCAUUGAUUUCAACAACAUGUCUAUCAAUGAAGCAGGCACGAUUGCCAGAGUCGAAGUGGUUAAUUUCAUGUGUCAUAAAUACCUCAAGAUUGAUUUUGGACCCAAAAUCAACUUUGUCAUUGGUCAUAAUGGAAGUGGUAAAAGUGCUAUCUUGACAGCGAUCACAUUAGCCCUGGGUGCUAACGCCAGUUCCACUAACCGUGGUAAAAACCUCAGUGCGUUUAUCAAAGAAGGUGCCAGUAUGGCCAACAUCACCAUCAUCUUGACCAAUCGCGGUGAAUCUGCUUACAAACCUGACGUCUAUCCCGAUCUGAUCAUUAUUGAACGUCGCAUCAGUAAAGACGGCCCUUCACCUUACAAGAUCAAGAACUCGUCCAACCAUAUCGUGUCUCAAAAGAAAGAAGAACUGGUCGCUAUUCUGGACCAUAUGAACUUACUCAUCAAUAACCCCUUGACUGUCUUGACACAAGACAUGGCACGUAAGUUCCUAAGUGAUAGCACACCUGAAGAUAAAUACAAACUCUUUAUGCACGGUACACAACUGACGAACCUCAAGAACGAUUUCGAAUCUGUCCGUGAAAGUCUGGAGACUGCUAAAGCCAUCUUGGACAGAAAGAAAGAAAUUUUGCCUGUCCUUCAAGCAAAAGCCAAUGAAGCACAAAAACGAUAUAAGGAAGUAGAAGCAUCCAAAGAGAUUGAAAACGACAUUGAUGUCUUGAACAACGAAUUGGUGUGGUCUCAAAUCAUUCAAAAGGAAAAAGAAGCAGAGAAAUUGAAACGUGAGGCAAAUGUAGCUCAACAUACACUGGAACAGAUAAAAGAAGCGUAUGAAGCACAAAAAGAGAAGGUCAAUGUGUGUCAGGCUAAUAUAGUUCAGGUCACAGAAGAAUGGGAACAGUUCAAAAAUCAACCUGAUCUUGAUGCUGAAGAACGUAAUGAACUGACGAUUCAAAAGACAGAUAAACUCUUGAAAAUCAAAGAAUUAAAGGCUGACCUGACAGAGAUCAAUCAUGCCAUCAAGACAACCAAGGCUGCUAAGCAAAAACACCAAGAAUUGAUGCAAGCAGAAACCGAAAAAUUAGAAGCCAGCAGCCAACUUAAACGAAAUGAAAUCCUUCAAGAAAUCAAUCGAUGCAAACAACUGAUUGAACACAAAUCUGGCAAAGCCAAGCAGUUCAGUAUCGAAUUUGAAGGCCUAGAAGAAGAGCGCAAGCAGGCCAAAGAAACUUACCAACAGAUGCAACAUCAAUUGGCCGAAAUCAAUCAAUUCAAACAACGCGUGGAAAGCGAUAUUCGAAAACUAGAAGAUCAACGGGGUGAUGAGCUCAAGGCGUAUGGACGUCGUAUGCCUGAAGUUCUGCAGGCCAUUCGAAGCGAGACACGAUGGGAGAAAAGAAGGCCUGUAGGUCCAUUAGGUGUUCAUCUGUCUUUACAACAGCCACAAUAUGCUGAAGUCAUUGAAGCUGUGUUGAACAAGAGUCUCAAUGCUUUUGUGGUCGAAUCGUUUCGAGACAAGAACUUGUUGUUUCGUAUCUUGUGUCGUUUUGAAAUGAGGCAGAUUCCUAUCAUUGUGUCUGACUAUGAUCUGUUUGAUUAUACAGAAGGUGAGCCUGAUCCUCAAUACAUGACAGUCCUUCGUGCGAUCAAGUUUGAGGAUGAAUGGGUCAAGCGUCAAUUGAUCAAUGCCAACAAGAUUGAAAAGAUUCUGUUGAUGGAAGACCGUCAAAAGGCAGACCAAGUCAUGUACCAAAAGCCAAAGAAUAUUGAUCUCUGCUUUACGAGCAAUUGUUAUAGAGUGGGUGGUAAAUCAGGUAUGCGAACAGAAUCGAUUGACAAAUACCGUGGUCCUCCUCGGUUCCGUAAAGACUUGGACCAUUUGAUCAAGAAGCGUCGUGGUGAAUUAGCCAAAAAGAUAGAAGAAUAUGAACGUUUGGAACUCGAAUCAAGAGAACUUAAGACUCGGCUGAUGGACUUGGAGAAGCGAUCUAAAGAAUGCAAGCGUUCUGAAUACGCCUUGGAUCGCGAGAUUAAGAACCUGGAGCGCGUGGUGGCCGAGAAAGAAGAAGCCAUGAGAGAAGAUGACCCUGUUGAUUUAAACAUGUAUCAAGAAGACAUUCGUCUCUGUGACACCAAGAUUCGAAGUCUUGUUCAACAAUUCCAAGAUAUCAAGAACCAACAGAAUGCAUUGACAAAAGAAGUACAGGAAGUGAUUAUUCGACUCAAGACACUCGAGAACAAUUAUUUGCGAAGAGAAGAGCAGUCGAAUGAGUUCCGUGUCAAGCUCAACAAGUUGGGUGACAUAAAGAGUCAAGUGCAAGGUGAUUUAGAACAACUCGGCAAUAAGUUACAGACAACCAAACUGAGAUAUGAAGGCAGACGAUCUGCUUAUGCUGAAUGUGAUCAACUUGUGAAUGAAUGGAUUCAGCAAGCACAAGAAGAAUAUCCUGACCGUGUUCAUACUGACCGUAGUCCUCAUGAAGUAGAGAAAGAAAUCAGGCGUUUAGAAGGUAUUGCCAAGAACAUGGAAAAAGAAAGAGGCAUUUCUCUUGAUCAAUUGACAAGGGAGACAGAAGAAGCCAUGACACAAUGGAAUGAAGCAGACGCUGUUAUCAAAGGCAUGGAGAAACUGUCUAGAUCACUCUCUAAAAUGUUGGCAGAAAGAAUGAGCAAAUGGGAAUCCUUUAGAAGUUAUAUCUCUUUGUCUGCUAAACACUAUUUCAGUUACUAUCUUCAUAUGCGUGGUGAUGAAGGUACACUUCGAUUCAAUCAUCAAACAAAACGAUUAGAUAUUCGUGUGUCUACCGGGGAUCAAUACAGUAAAGGAUCCCGUCAAAAGGACUCUCGAUCACUUUCUGGUGGUGAGAAGUCCUUUUCUCAAAUCAGUUUAUUAUUAUCUUUAUGGCAGAGUAUCUCUUCACCCAUUAUUUGUUUGGAUGAAUUUGAUGUGUUUAUGGAUGCUGUCAAUCGAAAGCAAACGAUGAGUAUGAUAAUGAAUGCUGCUAGUGACAAUUCUUCGCAGUAUAUUCUGAUUACACCUCAAGAUGCUAGUAAUAUGGAACCAGGCCCAUAUGUUACUGUUCAUCGCUUACAAGAUCCUGAGCGUGGUUCAUAAAGAAGAAGAUGAAGAGGAGGGCGGCGCCACUUGAAUUUAAAUAGUAUGUUGGCUUAAAAUAAAAUUAUAAAUAAACGGGGUUUGUGACACACCUCUUUGAGGUUUGUUAUGUGGCUAAUUAAAGUGUAACGCCAAGACGAUAUAAAUAAAUGUAAUUUAUAAAGGGA